GUUUUCGGACCCCCUCCCCUGUAUGUUUUUGUUGGGGGAAAAAAAAAAAAAGUUGUUGGUAGUUAGGUCGUGUGAAUGUGGCGUGUCCGUCGGUUUUUCUUUCGCCCCUCGGUAACAGCGGGGGAAUGCGAGUUUUCCACGUCUCUGCAGUCGGACAGCGAGCUUUUGAGCGGAGGUUGCGGCGCUUUUUACGUCCUCUGGCUCGGACUGAAAAUCUCAGUGGCCAUCAUCGUUUCACCUCUGCCGUCUCGUUAGCCACCUCAGCUAGCUGGAGAGCUAACUAAACCCCCCCCCCUCUCUCUCUCUCUCUCUCUCUCUCACCUCAACAAAGUUAAACGCUACCUCGCCUCAUAGUGUGUGUUUCUGGUGGCCACUUCCAGCUGGGGGAGAAAAAGGAAAAGGAGAAUUAAAAAAGAAAAAGAAAGAGGAAAGCAACGGUGAAAACAUGGCGGAAACCAAAAUAAUAUAUCACAUCGACGAAGAGGAGACGCCGUAUUUAGUGAAGAUACCCAUUGCUGCCGAGAAUAUCACAUUGCUGGAUUUUAAGCAGGUCUUGAACAAGCCAAACUACAAAUUCUUCUUCAAGUCUAUGGACCAGGACUUCGGGGUGGUGAAGGAAGAGAUUUCCGACGACAGUGCCAAGUUGCCAUGUUUCAACGGCAGGGUGGUGUCAUGGUUGGUAUCUUCGGACACUCCCGCAGCAGAGCCACCGGUGGCAGUGGUCCCCCCUGUGGAAACGACGACCCAGCCUUCGCCCCCUCCUCCGCCCCUCCCACCCCCACCUGCAGAGAGGACCGGGGGCAUCGGGGACUCCAGACCGCCCUCCUUCCACCCCAAUGCUACAGGCAGUGUGGAGACUUUGGACGACCAGACUGAAACAGAGUCUGUAGUUUCCUUCAGGAGAGAGAGACCUCGGCACAGAGAGAGCAUGGAGCAACACGGGCCUCGAAUGAACGGCCAGACUCGACUGGAGCGCCACCUGGCAGGAUAUGAGAGCUCCAGUACAGUGAUGAGCAGCGAGCUGGAAACCACCAGCUUCUGCGACUCCGAGGACGACGACACCAUGAGCAGGUUCAGCAGUGCAACAGAGCAGAGCACAGCCUCUAGGCUUCUUAAACGCCACCGCAGGCGCAGGAAACAGCGCCCACCACGUUUGGAGAGGGCCUCGUCCUUCAGCAGCGUGACCGACUCCACAAUGUCCCUGAACAUCAUCACCGUCACUCUCAACAUGGAGAAGUACAAUUUCUUGGGCAUCAGCAUUGUGGGCCAGAGCAACGAAAGGGGGGAUGGAGGCAUCUACAUCGGCUCCAUCAUGAAGGGAGGAGCUGUGGCUGCAGACGGACGCAUUGAACCUGGUGACAUGCUGCUGCAGGUGAACGACAUAAACUUUGAGAACAUGAGUAACGACGACGCAGUGCGGGUACUGAGGGAGAUUGUACACAAGCCAGGGCCCAUCAUCCUCACAGUGGCAAAGUGCUGGGACCCUUCUCCUCAGGGCUACUUCACUCUGCCUCGCAAUGAACCGAUCCGACCCAUUGACCCCGCAGCGUGGGUGAGCCACUCUGUGGCCAUGACCGGAGCCUACCCUGCCUUCCCUGGCAGCUCCUCCCUCAGCACCAUCACCUCUUCCUCCUCCGUCACCGAGACCGAACUUCUUUCAUAUCUACACAAGUCCUCUCAUCAGGGCACCGACACAGUAUGCAAAAGUUUCGAUGAUUUCAACUUAUCACUACACUCUGACAUGGCAUCGGUUGCCAAGGCCAUGGCCUCACCAGAGUCGGGUCUGGAGGUCAGGGACCGCAUGUGGCUCAAAAUCACCAUCCCCAACGCUUUCCUCGCGCCCACCCGUGACCUGGGCUCCGUACCCCCAGAGCUGACUGCGUCGCGUCAGUCGUUCCACCUGGCCAUGGGGAACCCCAGCGAGUUCUUUGUGGAUGUCAUGUAGUUUUCCCGUCUGGGUGUUGAGUGACCAUUCAUGUGAAGUUAGUGUACGGUCCCCACUUGUUUUGACGAGGAUCUGGUGGUAGCUUUUGGAGCUCACAAGGGCCUAUUGGAAUGAGGGCACUUGUUGCAAAUUUGGUGAGAACAGGGUUUAACAUUGACAAAGAAAAUAAGACAAAAUUAAAACACAGGUAAUGUGGGAUAUGUUCUGACUGUCUACAAAGUCUAGUUUCUCUCAUUCAAAUCCGCUGCGCAUCACAUUCUGUUUUCCAAACCUAAAUCUGGAAAGAUCAGUUCUACUUUCUUAUCUCCGUAGUGUUUGUCUCAAAAAGCAAACUGUCAGUACAGUAUUUUGAGUGCCUAUCAGAGCUGCUCAGCACUCUGGUUUUAGUCAAUAUAUAUAUAUAAUAUUUUCGGAAGGGAAGCACCUUCCCAAACCAGCCACUCUUGUCAGAGCUGUCCAUCCAGGAAGCGCACAGACCACAGUUUAACACUAGAGGGUGCCAGGUACACUGUGUACUUGAAAAGGAUACAAUCCUGUAUACAUAUCUGGAUCAUCAUGCCAGAUUCAUCGGCAGCACAGGAGUAUAUCGAGUGCCUUACUCUUUGCAUUUUUUAUUUUGUUUUUUUAGAGACAUUUUCACACUCCAGGUACAUAAAACAACUCCUAUUGUUCCAGCAUUGUUUGACAAUGAACUUCUCUGUAUAUAUCUACUACUCCUAAUGUAAAUGCAACAAUACAGAACAGCAAGCUCUAAUGUGAAAAGAAAAUAGGUCCAAAAAAUGUCAGGUGAACGUGUGUUUAGUAAUCACUGUCUAGGCCUAGUCGUUGAAUAACUCUUAUUGCGAGGAGUUCUCAGUAUGGGACUGUAGAGGCUUAACGGUACUAAUAGGUAAAAAAGACGAGAUGCUGAAAGCGGUACUUUUUGAUUACAUAUCUUAAGUAACUGCGAUCCCAACGCCCAGCUCCUCAUGCUUAUUUUUAUGUUACUGACUCGCAUUAUUCACCCAUUUCAUUUUUUGUAUGAGUGACUAUAUAAAUCAUGUAUAACCGAACUAUUAAGGUGCUAAAUGAAGAUUCAACAUUUCAAAAAGAAUGACAUUGACAGUGUCACAUUGUUUGAUUUCAUCACCUUGUUUUGCCACCUUUUGUUUGUGUAUUUGAGAAUAAAUUUGAUACAUACAA
Morone saxatilis (striped sea-bass) is the source of this 3127-nucleotide messenger RNA. RefSeq names its product dishevelled segment polarity protein 2 (gene dvl2). Gene Ontology annotation, biological process: intracellular signal transduction; canonical Wnt signaling pathway. The record is from RefSeq and is a predicted model, not a curated record. Gene Ontology annotation, molecular function: frizzled binding. Lineage: Eukaryota; Metazoa; Chordata; Actinopteri; Moronidae. Gene Ontology annotation, cellular component: cytosol.